UGACGGGUCAGGAAUCCCUCGCUCUCUCCUCAGUUCUGGGUUUUUCGGGCGGUCCAACAACGCGGAAGCAGCGAGGAUUUUUCUCCUCGGGAUUUCCAGGCUCUCCGGCUAUAAAACGCGAUGCGCGGCGAAGCUGGGGAGAUCGGAUCGGCGGAUGCAGCGAGGAGAGCGGCUCGGAAACCAGGGGGCGAUGUGGGCCGUGCAGCUUCUCAUGAUCGUAUCCAUGUGGGUGAGUCUCGGACAGACGGGCCGGCCGAGACGAGAGGGUCGCAAUCAGUGUUUCGCCGCUGAGGAGCUGGAUGUCCCGGGCAAAGUGUUGCAGAAACUGCUGCGCAGGGCCAACGCGGGACACUUGCUCUCUGUCAACCUAGUGGAACAGCUGGAGCGGCAGCAGGUGCGGCAGGGACAUUGCCCCAAGAUGGGGCACCAGUCAAUUCACAACCCCAAAAUCAGACACCGCUCCAUCUCCCCCUGGGAGUACAGAAUUGACUACGACGAGAACCGCUACCCCUCGAAGCUGGCCUUCGCUCGCUGCCUAUGUGACGGCUGCAUCGACGCCGAGAGCGGCGAGGAGACGCUGGCUCUGAACUCGGUGCCCCUCAAACAGAGCAUGUUGGUUCUGCAGAGGCAAGCGUGCGCGGGGCGAGACGAUCGCUACAGCUUGGAGCUGAAGUACAUUCAAGUGCCGGUGGGCUGCACCUGCGUCCUGCCCCGGAGCCACUAGCCCCGUCCGGCGGCUUACUCGGCCGGCUUCUUCAGGGGCCUGACAGCGCCGGCCGGCCGGCCGCAGUUUCUGCUCGACGGGUCCCGGGUCCACCGCGCAGAGCAACCACCUCCCAAGUCAGUCCCCGGCCGCUCGACCCACCGUGGCUGUGCUGUACACCAAGCCUUAUCCGGGAUGUUGGCUGGAUUGUGUGGGGCGAGUUUGUACAGGGGGAGUGGCGUGGCUGCGGUUGUUCUGCAUGACGGCACCGUCCUGUGCUGAAUACCUGUGUAUUGGCAUCCUGUAGUCAUUGUGUGACUGCGCGUUAUCUCACGUGUUUAUUACCGAGUUUUAUUCGCGUUAACUUACUCCACCUUCUCUCUGUAACCGGGCAAAACGUUUGUGUCCCAACGGACAAUUUAUAUUUAUGAUCAUAGUGUCGUCACACAGACCCUCGGCCCGUCGAGGCGCUGCUGUCGUCUCGUUUGAUUCGCGUCCUGUCCGCGGCCGCGGUCCGAGGACUUCCUGUGUCUGUCUGUGACUUUAUUCCCGUUGUUAUACUUUACAUUAAAGUAUUGAGCCGAGAUUAGUCUCGGGGCUUAAUCCGUGAGGGUGGCGGUAUUACUGACUGUGACCAAUAUCAGAUAUUGGGAUAUUCCAUCCAUGGCCCUGGAAUUCAGGGUGUUUCCAGACAGGGAUGUAGCCGGUGCUGCAGAAAUGUGGCCGUUCUGUCUCCCUGUGACACGUUCCCGGCGAGGAGGAGGUGGACCUUGCUUUAGAGCGGGGGAUCCCUACCCACCGCCACGACCCCUGGUGCCUCUCUCCCCUUAGCAGGGACAUGGAGAGGGGCAGGAGUAACAGGGUGAAUCGCGGCUUGGGGAUAUCCAAUGCCGAACAGGGAACAUCGCAGCCGUGGGGUCCAAUUCCAGACCAGCGAAUUACUUUGUGUGGGGGGAAUUCCUGCCUCCCUAACGUAUUUUUAUAUAUUUAACGAGAUAAUUAAGAUUUAUUUAUAUAAGUUAUAUAUUCAGAUUCUAUUUAUAGAUAUAUAAAGGUCGCCUAACAGGAUUUUAAUAAAAAUAUUGACAAAGUCCCGCAUAAUUGACU
This is a messenger RNA of Hypanus sabinus (Atlantic stingray), 1810 nucleotides long. RefSeq names its product interleukin-17C-like. Lineage: Eukaryota; Metazoa; Chordata; Chondrichthyes; Myliobatiformes; Dasyatidae. Gene Ontology annotation, molecular function: cytokine activity. The record is from RefSeq and is a predicted model, not a curated record. The transcript is spliced from 3 exons. Gene Ontology annotation, cellular component: extracellular region. The coding region runs from base 155 to 724 and encodes 189 amino acids. Gene Ontology annotation, biological process: inflammatory response.